AUGAGUCAACCUGUACCUUCGUCUAACCAUAUCAGUAACGAAAAUGGUGGAGCCUUGAAUUUCAAUCAAGGCAGAGAUCAAAUUAGCAACCCGGGAGGGAAUUAUCUCAGCUUCAACAAUGCGCACAUAGUGGCAUUUUAUGAAAACACUUCGCCUCGAAAGGAUGAACAGAAGAGUAUCGACGACGACGACAUUCUCAAGUCACUCGCGUUCCCUAAAAUGACGGCUCGACGGGACGAUAUUGAGGCAUGUCACGAGAAUACGUGUCGAUGGAUCCUGGUAUCAGACAAGUACUUGUCCUGGAAGAGCUGUCCACGCGGAAUCCUAUGGAUCAAGGGCAAACCUGGCGCAGGUAAAUCAACAGUGAUGGCGUUUCUCUAUGGUGAGCCCAGGAAGAUGCCAGGCGAGGGCUCUUGUGAGAGCACAGAUCUUCGACUAGGGUUCUUCUUUACUGCUCUGGAAACAGAGCUACAACGCUCUCCGCUAGGGAUGUUGAGAUCAUUGCUGAACCAGAUCUUUUACCUUGAUGCGUCGGUUCGCCCUCAAAUACGCGAUGCCUUUGAAAACCGAGUUAAACCCUUCGGAAGUGGCGAGCAGCAGUGGGAAUGGCCACGAAGGCUUCUUGAGGAAUUGCUUACAGAAGCUAUCUUAGCUUCGGCCCGCAAUCAACCUUUAACUAUUUUUGUGGAUGCCCUGGACGAGGUAGGGGAGAAAUCGGCUCAGCAGCUAGCGGAUUACUUUCACCGGCUUAAUAUUCGUGCGGAAAAGUGUAACCUCAAGAUAUGCAUCUCAUGCCGACACUAUCCAAUCGUGAAUCAUCGGGGCAUAGAGAUCACGGUCGAAAACCAUAAUCACGAUGACAUCACAUGCUAUGUCAAAGACCUAAUCCACUCUGCCACGGGAAUAGAGAAUGAUUCAGAUCCAGAGUCGUGGUGGGAUCUAACAGAUGACCUGAUCCAGCAAGCAAAUGGUGUAUUUCAAUGGGUUCAUAUCAUUCUACCCAUUGUUCGGCAAAAGAUCAAUGAGGGAGAUUCACCUCGGGAUAUCCGUGACUGGUUGCCUGAAGUCCCAAUUAAAUUGGAGGAUGUAUACAGGUACAUCUUAACUCAUAUCAUAAAACGUGAGAAUCGAGAGCAAUCUUUCUGGUUUCUCCAGUGGGUUUGUCUGGCUGAAAGACCCAUGACCCUAAGAGAAAUGCGGUACGCCAUGGUUGCAAAAGAUGUGGAUACCACACUUGCUCAAACGCAAUGGUCAAAGAUCAAAGGUUUUGUUGAGAAAGAUGAUAACAUGAAGCAGCGUGCCAAAGCGCUUUCUGGUGGACUUGCCGAAAUUGUCCCGGAUGGUUCUGGCGAAUUGACUAUAAGGGUAGUCCACCAGUCAGUCAAGGAUUUUCUACGCACGAAAGGAUUAGCAUUCUUGAGAAACCCUCCCGACGACAAGCAAUCUAUCGAUAUGGAAGAGUCAGAGGUAUCACACAAAAACUCGCGAAAUACUGGAGAUAUCUUUGAAAAGUCUCUGAUCAACAAGAAUCCACUCCUGAACUAUGCAACAAUUAAUCUUUUUGUGCAUGCAGAAAAGGCUGGGAGUUCUCGCGUGGGCGUGAUUUCAAAUGAGAUCCCGAUUUUGAAAGAACGGAUGAAAUUGUGGGUUCUGGUUUACCAGCAGAUAGAGGGGAAUACCACCGCAUGUCCAGCAAUUGGCACAACUCUGUUACACAUGGCGUCGGCAGCGAACAUGGUGGACGUGAUAAAUACCAUGUGUUCCAACGGUUCGAUCAUCAACAAAAAAAACGCAGAAGGACGAACCGCCAUGCAUUUUGCAGCUUCAAGAGGCCAUAUGACAGCGGCAAAAAUGUUAUGUGGCAAUGGAGCAGACCUCGACACAGUCUCCAAGCAGGGGGAAACACCCCUAGUUGAGGCAGCAAGUCAUGGCCAUAGGAGCUUUGUUGAAUGGCUAUUAAAUUUGGGAGUGGACAUCAACAAAUCAAACGAAUUAUCUGGAACUGCGCUACAAUCAGCUGUAUCAAAAGGACGAACCGAUCUUGUCCACCUUUUAGUCGACGUUGGUGCCGAUGUUGAUGCCCAGGGAGGCGAAAACGGUAAUGCUCUCCAAAUUGCUGCAGCUUGCGGGAGUAUUGAGAUUGUUCAAUUAUUACUGGACUUUGAUACGAAUGUCCAUGCCAAGGGAGGGUACUUCGGCAAUGCUCUUCAGGCCGCUGCACAUCAUGGGAACACUGAUAUUGUUCAAAAACUGUUGGACGCCGGUGUCAAUGUGAAUGCCAAGGGAGGACACUUUGGCAAUGCUCUCCAGGCUGCUGCAUCUGAUUGGACUUUUAACACUGUUGAAAAAUUGCUGGAAGUUGGUGCUGAUUUUAAUGCCCAGGGAGGGUGCUUUGGCAACGCUCUCCAGGCUGCUGCAUCCAAUGGGAGUAUUAAGACUGUUGAAAGAUUGCUGAAUGCUGGUGCUAAUGUUCAUGCCAAAGGAGGCCACUUUGGCCACGCUCUCCAGGCUGCUGCAUAUCAUGGGAGUACUGAUAUUGUGAAAAGAUUGCUAUGUGAAAAACCUGAUGUCAAUGCUGAGGGAGGGUGCUAUGGCAACGCUCUCCAGGCUGCUGCGUCUAGUGGGAGUAUUCAGACUGUUGAAAAAUUGCUGGAAGCCGGUGCUGAUUUUAAUGCCCAGGGAGGGUGCUUCGGCAACGCUCUCCAGGCUGCUGCAUAUUAUGGGAGCACUGAUAUUGUUCAAAUAUUGCUCGAUGCUGGUGCCAUAGAUAACCGUUAA
Messenger RNA from Penicillium waksmanii, 2778 nucleotides. RefSeq lists its product as uncharacterized. The record is from RefSeq and is a predicted model, not a curated record. NCBI's taxonomy places the organism in Eukaryota, Fungi, Ascomycota, Eurotiomycetes, Eurotiales, Aspergillaceae. Gene Ontology annotation, molecular function: protein binding. The transcript has 5 exons. Bases 1 to 2778 code for a protein of 925 amino acids.